AUGCCGUCGUUAUCGACCUUGGCGCUCGCAUUGGGCGCAGCUUCGCUCGCCGCCGCUGGUCCGGCUAAGAUCGAGGCUCGUGCCACCAGCUCUGCAACUGCAAGUGCAAGUGGGAGCGCAUCUGGCACUGGCUCAACAUCGUUGCCCACUGUCACCACCAAGGGUAACGCUUUCUUCGCUGGAGAUGAUCGAUUCUACAUCCGCGGUGUCGACUACCAGCCUGGAGGUUCCUCGAAAGCGGCCGAUCCCCUGAUCGACUUCGACAGCUGCUCUCGCGAUAUCGCCAAGUUCAAGGAGCUCGGCCUCAACACGAUCCGUGUCUACACCGUCGACAACUCGAAGAACCAUGACCAGUGCAUGAGCGCGCUGGCCGAAGCUGGAAUCUACCUUGUACUUGAUGUCAACACCCCAAAGUACUCUUUGAACCGCGAUGAGCCUGCGGAGAGCUACAACCCAACCUAUCUGCAAAGCAUUUUCUCUACGAUCGAUGCCUUUGCCGGCUACACUAACACGCUAUGCUUCUUCAGCGGUAACGAAGUCAUCAACACCGCCAACAGUACCAGCGCUGCUCCGUACGUCAAGGCCGUCACGCGAGACAUGAAGCAAUACAUUGGCGAGCGCGGCUAUCGAUCGAUCCCGGUCGGCUACUCAGCUGCUGACGUCUCAGAGAACCAAUACCUCCUGGGACAGUACAUGGAUUGUGGUGACGAGCCAUCUCGCAGCGACUUCUACGCUAUCAACAAUUAUGAAUGGUGCGACCCAUCGUCUUUCACAACCUCCGGCUGGGAUCAGCUUGUCGAGAUGUACUCCAACUACUCCAUUCCCCUCUUCCUUUCUGAGUAUGGCUGCAUCACCAAUACCCGAACCUUCAAAGAGACGACAGCGCUUUAUCAGACGGACAUGACGAAGGUCUUCUCAGGUGGCCUCGUCUACGAAUACUCCAAUGAAGGCAGUGGCUACGGCAUUGUUACCAUCAACGGCGACUCAGUCACCCAAGUCGGCUCUCAAUUUGACGACCUCAAGAGUGCUCUCGCUGGCGUUCAAAACCCAAGCAACGGUGGCGGCUACUCCACCGACGGCAAAGUCCAAACGUGCCCUGAUCAGUCCGAUGACUGGGACACAAAGCCCUUCACUGGCAGUGCCCUCCCGGCCAUGCCAUCUGACGCCGACAAGUACAUGAAGGACGGUGCUGGAGACGGACCAGGUCUCAGCGGUGACGGCAGCCAGAACGCCGGAGGUGGCAGCUCUUCCACUGCUUCUGCGAACGCUGGUGCCGUCUCAACCACUUACGGCAACGGAGUCGCUUCGUCCACAGGCUCUUCAAGCAGCAGCGGAAGCUCGUCUUCGUCGUCGAGCAGCGCCGCCACCCCUAUGCAUAUGGCUCGUGCGGACGUUGCACCACUUAUGUGUGGCGUUGUUGUGUUUAUUAGCAUGUUGUUCGGUGCUGCAAUCUUGUAA
This is a messenger RNA of Zasmidium cellare ATCC 36951, 1458 nucleotides long. RefSeq names its product glycoside hydrolase family 72 protein. Bases 1 to 1458 code for a protein of 485 amino acids. Lineage: Eukaryota; Fungi; Ascomycota; Dothideomycetes; Mycosphaerellales; Mycosphaerellaceae. Gene Ontology annotation, cellular component: cytoplasm; fungal-type cell wall. The transcript has 2 exons. Gene Ontology annotation, biological process: fungal-type cell wall (1->3)-beta-D-glucan biosynthetic process. Gene Ontology annotation, molecular function: 1,3-beta-glucanosyltransferase activity. The record is from RefSeq and is a predicted model, not a curated record.